CGCUGAACAUGAAACCUGCCUUCGAUGUUUUAUUUUUUUAACAACCAUCGUGCAUCAGUACAUACCUACUUCUUCUUCGUUAUUCAUUACGAGAAAAUAGUGGCACCCCACACGUGAACAAUGGGGUAUUCUUCCUUACACGUAGAGUCUGCCAGCCCCAUAUGAAGUCAGAGACAAUGAAGUCUGCCGCUGCGACCCUUGAAAUAUCAGGAGCACAAAGAGUCCGUUAAGCUCUCGUCAGAAAAUGCACCAGACAAUAUUGUGCCCACGGUGCAUAGAGGAGGGACUGAGAUUCCCCCCUCUUCAACAGCCUUGCAGCAAAAGUCGAUAAUACGUAAUCGGAUCCUCGAGUCCGCGUGAAAAACUGUGCAGCCGAGUUCAUUGACUGCGGGAUUUUGUUAAACUUCUCAUGGAACGUUGACAGAGGUGUAAAGUGACUUGGAAAAAAGUCACAUAGAUUACUUAGGAAUUCAAUGGUGCAUUUCGAGCUUACCGUCAAAAGUUGCAACGCCAACUCAACGCGUGAUACUCUACCUCUGUACCCACACACGCGAGAUUUUGCCUCGAGGAUAGUCUAGCGAAUGAUCAGCUCGUCUAGGCGUCUUUCAGCAGGCGGCAGUCAACUUUCGUAAAUAAUCUGUGACUGACGGUCAUGCCGCACGCGGCUCCGAGCGAUUCCGGUCAGCUAAUUAAACGUCUUACUGUAUGUGCUAAUUGAUUUUUGACUGAGGUGGAACGCGAAGAGAGGCAUCUUUUAUUAACAGCAGGAAUAAUUUACAUAAUUUAAGAGCUGAGUGUAUGAUGCGUUGGAAUUUGACGGAGAGGUGUCAUUGAAGUUUAGAGAAACAAGUGUUUGUGGCAGUGAAUCGGGGUUGAAUCACAAUCAAAAUUAGCCAUGACUGACGUGAAUAUGGAGCUUGAAGUACGUCCGUUUUUGACCAACGACAAUAACACAAGUGCAGAACAGCCACGCGCUGUUAGGCGGAAGGUUGAUAAAAAGCCUGGAACGUCCCUGUUCAUUAUCAUGAGCUUCAUCUACGCGAAGCUGCUCGUUGUUGUCUGCAUCGCCUAUGUCAUCAGCGAAGUAGUGACGCACAAGUUACCGUUGUACUAUUACGAGGGGUUCUUCACUUAUCUAUACGGAGCCAGCAUUCUUUUCCUCCUCUACGUAUUCUGCUUCCUACUGCAAGAAAGCGCCUGCUGUUCCCGAGGUGGCGAUUCCCUUCCACCACCUCCCAGACCACCAAAACCACCCAAGGAGCCGAAGGAAACAAAGGAUAAGAAGAAGAAGAAGGACAAAGAGCAAAAAGCCUCUGCCAAAACCAAAAAGGAAUUCCAGGAUGCUGCAGAAGUCGAAGCAGGUGUGGCAACGCGAGCUCUGCGAAAACGUAAAACUUCUCAGAACGACCAUAGCCAUGGCAGUUUCUUCCUUCGCAUCGGAGCCAUCGCGUUUGGACUGGGCACAAUGGUGUACAACGGUUUGGAGUUUGGCGCCUUCUUCGAAGUACCACCUACAUCGCCCUGCUAUCAGAUUCUCAGAGGUGUUAAUCCCGUACUGCAGAUGAUAUUUACCUUCAUGCAAAUGUACUUCAUCUUCAUGAACUCGAGGCUCAACAUACAUCGAUUCAAGGUAGUUGCCCGAUUUGGUCUGAUGCAUGUAGUAGCCACAAACCUCUGCGUUUGGAUUCGCACUCUAGUGUUGGAAAGUUUGAAGGAAAUUACGCAGUACCAUCAACGUAUAGGACAAGAAGAAGCUGGUGUUUUAGAGAGCAUCAAACAACAUUCUCUCCGCAAUGCAGGGGCCAUUCUUGGCACUGAACCACGCGAUGUAGCUCAACUUCGUGAGGCUCCACUUGACUCCGUCUUAUCAACGACAGCGACGACAUUGGGAAGUACGACUCUGCCUUCAAUGGGCAGAACUCUUCGCACUACCUUAAAAGCCGUAGCCAAUGCUCUUACCACAACUGCAGCAACGACGCUCACGCCGUGGACAACAAUGAGCACCACCACGACUACCAUGAGACCUACAACCACCACGACUUACGCACCACCGAUAACACGUGGCAGAGCAACUACCCUGACAACUUUGCUGACAACGUUGGGUCGCACGACCACGACGACAACCCUACCGACCACAACCGUCGGAGUAACGACCACCACCACUGCACCCUUCGUCCCGUAUCUUUCGGAGUUCAUGAAUUCACCGCAAAAUAAUCCUCCGGUUAACCAGAUCUUCGACGUGAGUAAUUUGACGAACGCCAGCACAAGCUGGAGCAGCCCGAAUCUUGGCUAUUACGCAGAGGCUUUAACCGAGGACGGCACCAUGUCGAACUCUUGCGGACGUGUCAACAUCAUGGGCACCAUUGUCCAGGAUGCCGCGCCUUACUUGUUCCCUUUCAUCAUUGAGUACAGUCUUAUAGGCGCAGCGGUGAUAUACGUGAUGUGGAAACACAUAGGGUGUUAUCCUCGAUGGCCACUCCGUGUCGAGGUUGAUCUCGAACGCAGAUUAGAGGCAAUGCUGUCCCGUCGCGCGGUUGCUCUUGCCCACGCUGGACACGCCCGAGUUGAUUGCGUUGGUGCUAGCAAAGGUCUUUUCUUCGGGCUACUUUUACUGGUCGGGUCGCUGAUUUGCUUAAUUCUCUUCUUCGUGUUGAUACACCAUCCAGAGUUGGGGCUACUCGCGAUCUACCUCGCCGACGUCUCGCACUGCGUCCUCAUGGCAUUAUCGAUUAUCGCCAUAAUCGUUGGCUUCAUCCGCGUCCAAGGCCUGAAGUUUAAGGCUGAGGAACAGAGCGACCUGAACGACAUACUCCUCCGCGUCUCGGCUUUCGGUCUUUUCGUUUACGCGGUGUUUAGCGUGAUUGCUGGAUCCCUGGCAGCCUUUACACACGAGCCAAAUCUUCUCGUGAUGGUAACUGGUCUUCUCUCCGUGGCUCAAGUAGUUCUUCAGAUGCUUUUUAUCGCCGACGUCUCGCGUAGGCGCGUUCACCUACCGGAACACGAUCGCAGCAAGCCAGGCCGCCAGGUUGUGACAUUCCUGCUGAUAUGCAACGUGACCAUGUGGGUGAUCUACACCUUCGAGACUCAGAAGGUGGUCGCUAACCCCGUCCAGUUGGAUUUCUAUGGAUUUUUGGCAUGGGCGAUCGUCCAACGCGUCACACUUCCUCUAUGCAUCUUCCAUAGGUUCCACAGCGCGGUUACGCUCGCCGAAAUAUGGAAGACGAGCUACAAGGCUCGUCUCGAGUAAUGUGAGCGAUAGUUGAUUGGGAAAUUAUGCAAUAAUGCUCAAUAUGCAAAACAACGCGCACAAUUAUUCUGAGCUCAGCGGCACCGCGUGCCCGUAUAUGCAGAGAGAGAGUUAUGAAUAUAGUAGAGAAGAUAUAUGUAUCUUGGAUAAAUGAUACGUACGAACAAUUUUACGACAUACACAUAUACGUACAUGUGCAUAUACAUCUGUAAGCUAUACACCCGUCAAAAUUUUUUGCAAUUGCCGGCCAUAAAACAUCGCACGACGAGUAGCGUAAUCGCGUUGCAGCUACCUGAGGAUCUUUCCUCGAUCUAACGAUUAAAUUUGAACUCGAGCGAAGUAAUGGAGAGAUUAUUUCAUGGAUAAUAAAGUGAAACAAAACGAUAACUCAACAACGACCGUAUAUAGUGUAGACGCGUCAAAGCAUCUUUGCAGACAGAAAACGACGUAUUUUUUGACACUAUCAGGACAACCUCUUUCUCUGUACCUAUAUAUAUACAUAUAUAAUAUAUUCAAUCGUCCUGCGACAUAUUUCUUCGAUGCAGCAUAAAAAGUUAUGUCGGUGGGACGAGUUCGGUCAUUUCUACCAUACAUGGUAGUUAGGUAUAAUUGUAAAUCGAAUGAUUUCCGAAUUGACUUGAAAGCUCGAAUCUCGACUGUCGUGAAGCAUAGUGGAAAAAUAAAUUUCAUUCUCUAUCAGUACGUCUGAAGAUAGAUGGUUCGAGCCUUUAUCCUUUCUGGCAAAUUAAUUUGAUUGUUCUUGCUCUUCUUUUAUUUUUUUUUGUUCCUCAACUUUCCACCGUGACACGAAAGAACUAAGAGAUGACGACGAAGUCUCAUUUUGUUCGAGAAAAAAAAAAUAAAAAAUUCACAACCGAUGAAUGUGAGAAUAUUGCCAAAUCUAAAAAUGCAUGCAACUGCAGCAGUAAACAUUUCCUGUUAGUUUAUUACACGCAGGAAAUGCACUGUUUCUUUUAUACUUUAAAACUUCGACAACUGUUGUCGGAUUUUCUACUUUUAUACCCACACUGCAUUUCAAGUUGAGAAAAUUUCAAAUAACUCGCACAUACUUAGCUGCAGGCCUGUCUUUCCGUAGCUGUGAGUCACCUCGCUGUUGUAGCCUAUAGUUAGACCAGAAUUGGAUGAACAACAGAAGCGUAAGAUUAGGUGAAGAGUUAAUCACUUGAUGGCCACUGCACGUACGUGGAGUGUCCAAUUUUUAAUUAUGUAUGAGAAUUAUUGGGUGAAAACGAUAACUCAUAUAUCUGACGUAUCUAAUAUUUAAAGAUUAGUCCUUUUUCGAGUAACUUUUUAUCAACCCAGAAUUUAUAUGCGGGUUUGGCAGUUUUUCUAUUUAUAUUCUACUCAGGUUCUCCUCACUAACGCCCUAACUAUCAGUUGAUACACAACGAGAGAUUGAAAUGGGGGAUGGUUAAUUGAGCAUAAUGAAAAAAAGAUCAAGCAAUGUGCGUCUUAGGAUAAACGCGGUUUUGCGUAUCGCAACGACCGAUUUGACAUUUCAUUGUUGAUAUUUAAAGCAUUAGCUUUCCACCCCCAAAUCUGCAUUAAAUUGCGCAUAUGUAAAGUACAAAAUUGUUUCUAUUUUAGAAUAUUUUUGCGCAAAAGAGUAGAGUUCUACAAUCUGUUCACUGUACAACUAUCUGCGUAUGCAAGCAAGAGAAAAAAUGAGAGAAAAAGUUGAAUCAGAUAUUAUAUGAAAUGAAAAUGACGAACUUAAAAUAUAUAUACAUAUACUUCGAUGAUAUUGUAACAAUAACACAAUGUGGAUAAAGGUCAAUUAUUCGUUGUUGAACGCCAGAAUUGGAUGAGAGAAAGUCGAUAAAACAGCCAUGUCAGUCGUGUUCGUGUUCAGUAACGAAUAAAUGACCCGGUAGAGUAUAGAGAAUAUUUUUUUUCUUUGUAUAGCGCAUGACGCAUAAGUGUUUUGAGAAUAUGAAGUCAUUACAAUAAAUUAAUAGACACACAACCACACUUUGGUAAAGUAGAUGACAGGCUUAGGCUUAGAUGUUAGCUUGCAUUGAUUCACUCACGAAGAAUAAAAAUUAAAUAAAUUAUUGAUUAAUAUUUAAGACUUGGAAUUAAUCCUAUUUUAAAAUCAUUACCUUAUUAUUAUAGUAUAUAAGAUCGUUGAGAAAUGAAUUCUCGUCAGAAAUCUGAUACCUGAUUCUUGCCCCGCAUUCUUCGCCCGAUUCAUCACGUCUCCCAAACAUAUUUCCCUUGAACCCUUCCCAGCCGUCAAAUCAGCAUUUAAUCAGUAUUAAGUCUACAUAUUUUACGUAAAUGGUAAUAUUAAUAAAUUGUAUCAUCACACACUAAUUACGUCUAUAUACAUCAAUUAAUUAUAUGUACACAUAGUAAUGUAUUGGUAUUUCAUGCCGACUCGACAAACGUUUAAUCUUGACCAUCUCGGAUCUCUAACCUGAUUUUGUCACAACUUACCAAACGUACUCUUAAUUUUCAGAUCAUUGUUAUUCAAUGGAAGUAAUUUUGAACUGUUCUCGAAGGUAGAAUCAAUUGUAUUGCCGUUUAAUCCCUAUUUUCAAUGCGAUCGAAUUACUAAAAAAUUAUAUUUCCGGAAGAGAUCGGUCAAAAAGUUGAUUUAAAAGUGUAAGGUAAAUUUACUCUCUUUGGAAUGAUUUUUUUUUUUUUGCUUUCAACUAUCCCAUGAUGACAUUAUACAAUAUACAUGCAUAUAUAAUGAUGUGUAAAAUUAUAAAUUUUUAAUGUAAAAUUAAUACAUGUUGAAUGUGGUGUAAAUAACAGUAAAUUAUUCAGCAGAGUGUUAGUGAACCGAAGAGACCAGAUUCAUACUUUAUUUCAUCUAUUAAUUUAUUUUUAACGUAUUAUUUAUUCGUCGCAAUCAUUAUUAUCGAUCAUCAUCUUCGAGGAAUAGGGUGACUCCAUUCAUUAUCAAACAGAUGACCCAAAAGGCAGUAAGGAAACUGAAAAGAUGUAGCUACCAAGACAACGUACCGUGUUUUACAUACUUGCAUAUACACCCAUGGACUCAAUAUACAUACUAUUCAUAUAAAUAUAUACUAUCACUUCCCAUCGUGUAAUAAAACGAUAUUUUCUAAUCAGCAAAGUACCGGAGUGUACCUACACCUUGAUGUAAUAGUGUUUGUAUAAUGAUUCAUAUCCAAUCACCGAUCACAGAUCAGAGUUUUUACCGAAAAUCAUUCAGUCAUUUCCUGCGUUCUUCUACGGUCGACGUUUGGUUAGACCAAUAUAACCCAGGUCCCUCUUUCAGAGAACGGUAGAAAAAUCUGUUUCUAAUAAGCAUUCUUUAUCUUAUGUAUAUUGAAUAUUUCUAACUCACCCCACCAAAACGUCUCGCCAAUACUCUGCACUGAAUCUUGAUCGUGAAGAAAAACGCAUACGCGUUUUCGUAUCUUCAUAAAAGUGAAAUUUAUUAUAAUUAGAAUAGAAGACAAGACACUGCCAUACCGGACCAACCAAUGCAAAACCAAAAAUCAGACCAUGGAAAAUGUUUUUCUUCUGAACCAACCCUAUGAAUGCUUACCAACAAGACGAGCAAAUCCAAAGCACACUAUACAAGUCCCAUCCAAAAAUUGUAUUGAAAUUUUUGAACAGUAUGUAGUUUAAAAAUACAUGUACAUUUUACCCAGUAUGUAAUUAUUCUCGGGCAACGCAGUGCUUGUACUUUGCCUGUAUAUAUCGUGGAUAAAAAAAAACUGGUUUAUGUAACGCUAGUCUUACGAUAGCCAUAUGCUUGAUCAAUUUGAUCAUGGAUUCAAAGUUAUUGGAUAUCCGUAUGUUAUUGAUAAUCCUUAUUCCACGAUAAAUUCGAAGAAGGUCUUUAAGGAAUACAGAAAUAUAUGAAAUUAACAUGUACGAGUAAGUAUAGACUAGUGCAACCCUUGACGGUUGUACAGCCAAAUGAAACGAACUCGUGUCCAACCUUCGCCAGAUCAUUUGAGCAGUAAGUAGAUGAAAAAUGGCUUGAUAAUCGACGUGACACGUGAGUUUCGGUAUCCUUCAGAUAUGAAUACACGACGAUAUUAGCAAUCCAUGAUCGUAGUAGGUGCGUUUUUGAUGUCCUUAAAAAAUUCACGUUUCUACACACUUGCACAAAUAAUACACACACACACACACACACUCCACGAUUAUACGAACCACGAUUGAUAAAAAUGAACAAAUAAGUACGUGUCGUCGAGUAACCAGUUUAUAAGUCAGUAGUGAUAAAACUAAAUAUAUCUAAUCAAGUUAAGUUUCAUUGUAUCCGUUUAUUGACAUAACGUUGUCGCAUCCACAACGUUUGUAACGAUGACUAUAUUGGUUAAUAAAAGUUAUCUAGAUGUA
Diprion similis is the source of this 7591-nucleotide messenger RNA. It is a transcript of the gene OtopLa, whose product is annotated as proton channel OtopLc. Gene Ontology annotation, cellular component: membrane. The transcript is spliced from 6 exons. Gene Ontology annotation, molecular function: proton channel activity. Lineage: Eukaryota; Metazoa; Arthropoda; Insecta; Hymenoptera; Diprionidae. The record is from RefSeq and is a predicted model, not a curated record. Bases 896 to 3247 code for a protein of 783 amino acids. Gene Ontology annotation, biological process: proton transmembrane transport.